Brassica napus (rape) is the source of this 1143-nucleotide messenger RNA. RefSeq names its product vacuolar protein sorting-associated protein 28 homolog 1-like. The coding region runs from base 414 to 1028 and encodes 204 amino acids. Lineage: Eukaryota; Viridiplantae; Streptophyta; Magnoliopsida; Brassicales; Brassicaceae. Gene Ontology annotation, biological process: protein transport to vacuole involved in ubiquitin-dependent protein catabolic process via the multivesicular body sorting pathway. Gene Ontology annotation, molecular function: protein-containing complex binding. Gene Ontology annotation, cellular component: ESCRT I complex. The record is from RefSeq and is a predicted model, not a curated record. The transcript is spliced from 2 exons.
CUUCUUCUUAUUUAUUUGUCGAAAACCUGACAAAGAGAUCAUCAUCAUAGCGUUCACUAAUGGUGCCUCUCUGCUCCAUUGAUUCUCUCUGACAAUCCUCUCUCUCUCUUUUGUCAACGCCUCAAAGAAGGUCAUCAGCUUUUCUAAUUCAAAUUCCGAUUUAGGGUUUAAUCGAAUUUCACUCAUCGAUGCUGAUUGAUUCGUUGAUCCAAAUAAAUAAUUCAGCUUUCGUAAUCAAUAAAUAAUUCAAUAGUAUCAUUAAGAGCCCCUCUUCUCACACGCAACCUCUCUCUCUCUCUCUCUCUCUCUCUCGAGUAGUUCGACAAUCCAAAUCUCCCAACUUGCUGCUUCCUCGAGGGAAGCUUUCUUUUGCUUCAUUGCGCGUGUCCCAUCCUCUUCUCCACAAGUAAAAGAUGGAGGUCAAGCGCGAGCGCGAAACGUACGAGAACUUCUCCGAGCUCUACGCCAUCAUCAAAGCCACCGAGAAGCUCGAGAAGGCCUACAUCCGCGACCUCAUCUCCCCUUCCGACUACGAAACCGAGUGCCAGAAGCUCAUCGUCCACUUCAAGACCCUCUCCGCAUCCCUCAAGGACCUUGUUCCAAGCAUCGAGAGGUUCGCCGACACCUACAAGAUGGACUGCUCAGCUGCUGUUUACCGCCUCGUGACCUCCGGCGUUCCGGCUACCGUGGAGCAUCGUGCUUCUGCGGUGGCGUCUACUUCGAGCUCUGCUUCCGUUGUUGCUGAGUGCGUGCAGAAUUUUAUAACUUCGAUGGAUUCGUUGAAGCUCAACAUGGUGGCUGUUGACCAGGUGUAUCCGUUGCUGUCUGAUCUCUCUGCUUCGCUUUGUAAGCUGAGCAUCUUGCCGCCGGAUUUUGAAGGCAAGGUGAAGAUGAAAGAGUGGCUUGUGAGGCUGUCUAAGAUGGGGGCUUCUGAUGAGCUCACUGAGCAGCAGGCCAGGCAGCUUCACUUUGACCUUGAGUCUUCCUACAACUCCUUCAUGGCUGCUUUGCCUAGUGCCGGUAACUAAAUAAUCAUGUUGUGUAAUGAUCAUGCCAGAUAAUUGUCUUCAUCUGAAUUGUAUGAAUCUAAAUUCUUACCUUGUUUUCGUUAGCUAUGAACUUAGAAAAGGUUAUUAGUCAGCA